Molecule: messenger RNA, 2277 nt
Organism: Botrytis cinerea B05.10
Lineage: Eukaryota; Fungi; Ascomycota; Leotiomycetes; Helotiales; Sclerotiniaceae
Exons: 5
Coding region: 67-2058 (663 amino acids)
Source: RefSeq, a predicted model, not a curated record
GACAUGAAACUUGGCGAGCAAUAGAUAGAAAAACAAUGAGGCGUUUGAAAUGAAGACAUCAGAAUCAUGAUACUGGAGGAAAGAAGGGUAGGUAGAAUCCGCCUGCAACUCCGCCCAUCCAAGCAAAAAUGGCAGUUACGUUGUCGCGUGACUCUUUUAUUUACACCAGAUAAUUCCUUUCCGUCAAUCACAACAUACAACCAAGAAUCACCUCAACAAUUUUCUCACUUCCCACCGACAUCAUCAAAAAUGGCAAUUAUACCUGGAGUCCCAUUUAUUCGAGUGACAGUUAACGCUCCUAAGAUUGCAGCAGAAUAUCCAGAUCUUGACGACUAUGAAGAUGAGAACAUGCAAAAUGGCCCUCAACACAAGAUGUCUGUUUAUAUCGAGUCCAAGUCGGGUACUAAGUUUGGAUUACAAUACUAUAUUGAUCCUGCAAAAAUUCCAAGGUUUCACAAGAAGAAAAAUUACUGCUUGGGAUUCUUUGCUACAGUUGAUGGUAAAAAGACGAGUUCAACGGUGAUAUGCAAUGAGAAUGGAUUCAAACCAAACAACUGGGUGCAUUUCUUAGCAGGUGAUCGUCUUAGAGAACCUGGCAACACAAAACUGAGACCAUUCCAGUUUUCCGAGAUCCAAAUAGGUAGACCAAUCUUUCAUUCAAUCGUGCAGAUAGCUGAUGUUGAUUCGGUAGGAGACGACGUCCCGUUCUCGCACAACCCAAAAGAAGUUUCGCAGCUCGGAGAACUCAUAGUCCAGGUUUGGCGUGUCCGUAAAGUCGUUCCGGUAGCAACUCCGAUCUCCACACCGGAACAGAAGGCGAUGCCAAUAAACACAAAGUUUCAUGAAAGACAGUUGAAGGGCAGAGCUGUAACCCAUGCAACAGAAUUUGGGAAACCACAAAAAAUAUCGGAUCAGGAGACAUUCUACCAGCUUGAAUAUAUUGAUCCAGUUAGCAAGCCACUCGCCGAGUUCCGUUUCAAAUACAGAUCAAGGGAGGUUUUGCAACAGAUGAUGAUACUUCCCCGAGACCGGGGAUUGACACCAAAAGGCAAUCCAGCUCCUUUGCCUUCGAAACCUUUACCCCGGAUACCAGCACAACCUACCCUGAUUGAAAGCACUACCAAAAGACCUUGUGUUCCUAACAAUGACGCUGUUAAAGGAACCCAAGCGUCGACAGCUCAAAAGCUAAAGCCUAUUGCUGAAAUGGCCAUACCACCCCAAACAACCACAAGGUUGGUAACCACAGGUAGAUCAUUCGAUCAGGUAACUGGUGCCUUCUUGUCUAUGCCAGUACCAUCCUCACUGUCAGUAAUCACUAGCAGGUCAUUUGACCAGACAACGAGCAACUUGUCCACUACUGCAUUUUCUUCAUUGGCAACACCAACUCAAAAACUCGGUCAGAUUUUUCCCAAAGGUACGAUUGGCCGUAUGUUCGCAUCAGCCCCGAAAGUGGUUCCAGCAACGCCAACUGUUGUCGGGAAAGAGAUCAGAUAUCCAACAACUCCUGCUUUUGGAUCAAUUUCACAGGUAGCACCACCAAGUUCCAUUUUGAAAGCUAGACUUGCAAUGCCGGUAGAGACACCAACAAACGCAAUGUUUAAACCAAAUUCUGUGGCCCUCGCAUCAGGCGAAACGUCCGACAAAAGCAUCAAUAAUCAAGGAGGUGAAUCAGUAGACAACCAGAACAACAACCAAAGACCUUCAGAACUUUCAGUCACACCUGCCACACCUACACCUAUCGGCCAAGUAGUUUUGGAGCCUGGUACUACUCCAUUUACACGAGUACUGAUAGAAAUCCAAAGAAGUUUAGGUCAGUUAAGAGACAUGGCAAAGGGUUUCAACGUUACGAACGCAGUCGAGGUCCAAGAGGAGAUCUCACGGGUCGUUAAUGAAGUGCAGACAGAGGUCGAAAGACAGGCUAUACCUGAGGUGAAUCUGAAGCGCGAGCAUGUAGUUGAACGCGAUGAAGAUGAACUCGAAGUUAUACUUGAGCGUCCUGUUAAAAGACGACACAUCUUUACAGCUGAAGAUGAAAUCAUCGAUUUAACUGCCGACUGAUCGACCGGGUAGAAGCGCGAGGAGGGGCAGUACUAGCUAGUUGAAACUGCUACACAUAAACUAACGUGGGAGAAAUGGUUCCGGCGAAACGAAAUUCUGCGAAGGAGCAUCGGGAAGGAUUUGAUCGACUGUUGGGCAGGUGUGAUAUUGGCGUUUUUACGACCUUGGAUGGCAUAUUUAUCUUCACGACCACAUAUGUAUACGAGUUGUAUUGAUGCA